Messenger RNA from Pteropus alecto (black flying fox), 1862 nucleotides. It is a transcript of the gene LIPT1, whose product is annotated as lipoyltransferase 1. NCBI's taxonomy places the organism in Eukaryota, Metazoa, Chordata, Mammalia, Chiroptera, Pteropodidae. Gene Ontology annotation, molecular function: lipoyltransferase activity. Gene Ontology annotation, biological process: protein lipoylation. Bases 571 to 1740 code for a protein of 389 amino acids. Gene Ontology annotation, cellular component: cytoplasm; mitochondrion. The transcript is spliced from 3 exons. The record is from RefSeq and is a predicted model, not a curated record.
CGCGCAGCCUGCCAGGUCCCAGGUCCUGUACGUCCUUAUCUCGCACUGACACGCGCGCGGCAGUCGUCGCGACCGGAAGCAGCAGAUUGUGAGUUCCUUGAAGGCAAGGACCGGUCUGCAACCUUAAUGUCUGCCUGCUGCCCUGGUUCAGGCCCUCACUAUCUCUAGUUGGACAACUGCGUUGGUCUUUUAACUGGUCUCCCUGCCCCGGCCUUGCACUGGUGUUCUUUAAUCUGAGCUCAACACUGCUGGCAGCAGCAGUUCAAUUUAACACCUGCCUGCUUAAAACACCUCAGUACAUUCCAGAUGCUUUUAGCAAAAGUCUCAAUUUCUUAGUCUCCUCCCCUUCUCUAGUCCCUUGCUGCCUUGUGCUUAGUAGGCACUCCAUAAAUAUUUGUUGAGUGAGGACUGUAUCAAAGUCAAACAGAAGAACAAAAAAACAAUGCAAAGGAGUGAGGUCUGGCUGCGGAGGCGUCUGAGGGCAGCAGUGCCAGGCUUCAGGGUGGCUGGGAGAAGUGUAGUACAGCUGUCCCUGAGGACAGAGCCCCAAAACAUGCCUUACUGUACUCGAUGACUGUAUUUGCACAUACCUGGGAUGUGCGACUCCCAUCCACUUGCAUGCUGAUCCCAUUUUCGAGGAAGAACUGCUUCCAGUUACUUUAUAAUCUCAAAGUCCCAGCAGCUGGCUUUAAAAAUACAGUAAAAGGUGCACUCAUUUUACAGUCAAUUUCCAAUGACGUUUACCAGAAUCUGGCUGUAGAAGACUGGAUCCAUGACCACAUGACUCUAGACAACAAGCCAGUUCUGUUCUUUUGGAGAAAUUCUCCCUCCGUUGUAAUUGGUCGGCAUCAGAACCCUUGGCAGGAGUGUAACUUGAAUCUGAUGAGAGAAGAAGGUGUAAAACUGGCUCGGAGAAGAAGUGGAGGAGGAACAGUCUACCAUGAUAUGGGUAAUAUCAAUUUGACUUUUUUCACAACCAAAAAAAAGUACGAUCGGAUGGAAAAUCUCAAAUUACUUGUGAGAGCUCUGAAUGCCAUCCAACCCCAGCUGGAUGUGCAGCCCACCAAAAGAUUUGACCUUCUUCUUGAUGGACAAUUUAAAAUCUCAGGAACAGCUUCUAAGAUUGGCCGGAUGACCGCUUAUCACCAUUGCACUCUGUUAUGUAGUACUGAUAGGACCCUCUUGUCGUCUUUGCUCAAGAGCCCUUACCAAGGGAUCAGGAGCAACGCCACUGCCAGCAUACCUUCCUCGGUAAGAAAUCUUUUGGAAAAAGAUCCCACUCUGACCUGUGAAGUGCUGAUAAAUGCUAUUGCUGUAGAGUAUGCUGCUUAUCAUCAGACUGAUAAUCACAUUAUCCUAAUAAACCCAAAAGAUGAGACACAGUUCCCUGGAAUAAAUAGCAAAGCUAAAGAACUACAAACCUGGGAGUGGAUCUAUGGUAAAACUCCAAAGUUCAGUGUAAACACUUCCUUUAAUGUGUCACAUGGACAGUCACACCUGGAAAUAAAAGUGUUCCUAGACAUAAAGAAUGGGAGAAUUGAAAUCUGUAACAUUGAAGCACCUGAUCAUUGGCUGCCACUGGAAAUACGUGACAAAUUAAAUUCAAGUUUUAUUGGCAGUAAGUUCUGCCCGGCUGAAGUAACUAUGCUAACAAAUAUAUUACAUAGAACAUGUGCAGAAGACGGUGAACUACAGAGUAAAUGGAAUAUUCUCUGUGAAAAAAUUAAGGGAAUAAUGUGAUUCCAAGUAGAUUUCUUAAUAUUGACAUUUCACUGAAAAAAAAAAUUUUUUUCAAUGUACAUUGUAUGUCUCUCAAAAUAAAAAAGGCCUAGACUCUUUCAGUAACUAACUCCCAUUUGAAA